GCGCGUACGCAAGCAAAAGAUGGAGGCAAAACGGAAGCAUAGUGAUCCUAAGACAAAACGGUGACUUGAUGAGUGAAAACCAACGGACCGGCCAUGUGCCUGCGUAGAGACUUGACCCUCUCAACGCCCCCCAUGUCACUACUCCGUGUUGUCACUGGGUACUAUUGAGUCUUCUGCAUCACUUUCUUGUCAGGGGUUCGUUGCCCUUUGACUUCUCUUUUAACUUUCUUUAUCGCUCACCACUUGACCUUAUCCCCUUAUCCCAUCACUUUUCCGAUCAUUUUCUGAUCGUUAUCCUUAUCAUCAUGUGACGCACUUCCGAUCGGGCAGAUAACCAAAUACCUUAGCAUUAAGGCUUGAAUCUCAGAGAUGACGCUAAGAGCCGCCCUCCAACCUAAACGCGUUUCGUGGUGCCUGGAGCUCCAAAUAUACCGAAUCUAAAGAGCUUCAUUAAUAAAACUCCCUCAAAUUUCACCACCCUAUCCCAAUUAUUUGUCUUUGAAGCUCUUGAACAUCUUCCAUUAAAAUCUUGAAAUCAUGACUUCGAUAGGUACAGGUUAUGAUCUUUCGAAUUCCGUCUUUUCCCCUGAUGGACGAAACUUUCAAGUAGAAUAUGCAGUAAAGGCAGUUGAAAAUGGUGGAACUUCUGUUGGAAUCAAAUGUAAAGAUGGUGUUGUGCUUGCGGUCGAGAAGGUCAUUACCAGCAAGCUUCUAAAGGCUGGAGCCAACAAACGCAUUGCGACAAUCGAUAGACAUAUGGGUGCUGUAUCUUCAGGAUUAGUACCAGAUGGUAGACAUUUCGUUUCCCGUGCCCGCGAUGAAGCUGCAAGCUGGCGUAACGUUUACAAAACUCCAAUUACAACCGCAGAUCUGGCUAGUCGAAUGGGUGGAUAUCUUCAAGCAUACACCCUCUAUUCAUCCGUACGACCAUUCGGUAUAACUGCAAUCGUUGCAGGUUAUGAUUCCGAGCAAGAAUUACCGGUUGAUGGACAAGUAGGAAGUGGACCAGUCGUUGGUUCUGGAGGAAAGGUUGAAGGCAAGAAAUAUGGCGGACCAGGUCUUUACAUGAUUGAACCAAGUGGAUUAUACUGGGGUUACUAUGGAGCUGCUACCGGUAAAGGACGUCAAGUCGCCAAGGCCGAAUUAGAGAAGUUGGAUCUUGCAGCUGGCAAUUUGAGUUUAUUAGAUGGUGUCAAGGAAGCUGCACGAAUUAUCUAUGUUGCGCAUGAUGACAAUAAGGACAAGGAAUUCGAGCUGGAGAUGACUUGGAUUAGUAACCUCGAUGGACCAACAAAGGGAAGACAUCAGGAAGUACCCAAGGAUAUUCUUGAGGAAGCAGAGAAAUUGGCGAAGAAGGCUUUGGAGGGCGAUGAUGAUGAGGAAGAAGAGAAACCGGCUGAGACGGCGACUGAAGGAGACAAGAUGGAGGAAUAGUCGAAGAAAUAUGUGUGCGAACCCCUCUGUAUCAACACCUGCCUUCAAAUUUUACAUGGCUCAAAAGGUAUUGAGCUUGGUCACAGCAUAUGAUACUCUAAUGAUGCAUUUUACGCCCUUGAUCUGAGUUUUGUUAAUUAUUUUGACUAUCGAUUUGGUGAAUACAUUGGACUGUGCCAUCUUAUGACUUAGCCGAGUAACCCGCGUUACCUGCUUCAAAUUAGACAUAGCUCCAUGAUUACAGUCUUCGGUCACAAUAAUGAGUGUACA
Messenger RNA from Botrytis cinerea B05.10, 1704 nucleotides. RefSeq names its product Bcpre10 (gene Bcpre10). NCBI's taxonomy places the organism in Eukaryota, Fungi, Ascomycota, Leotiomycetes, Helotiales, Sclerotiniaceae. The record is from RefSeq and is a predicted model, not a curated record. The transcript is spliced from 3 exons. Gene Ontology annotation, cellular component: nucleus; proteasome core complex; proteasome core complex, alpha-subunit complex. The coding region runs from base 538 to 1434 and encodes 298 amino acids. Gene Ontology annotation, biological process: ubiquitin-dependent protein catabolic process.